This is a messenger RNA of Dentiscutata erythropus, 123 nucleotides long. Lineage: Eukaryota; Fungi; Glomeromycota; Glomeromycetes; Diversisporales; Gigasporaceae. The record is from the annotation of a GenBank genome assembly.
AUAAUUAAAACUGGAGAUAUUGAAGAGCUACUGCAAACUAUAAUCAUAGUACACAAAUUUGUCUAUAGAAGAAUUUUAUGUUGUAAUUCAUCAAGCUUAUUAGAAUAUGGAAGCAAAAGGUAA